Plasmodium inui San Antonio 1 is the source of this 4344-nucleotide messenger RNA. RefSeq lists its product as hypothetical. The record is from RefSeq and is a predicted model, not a curated record. NCBI's taxonomy places the organism in Eukaryota, Apicomplexa, Aconoidasida, Haemosporida, Plasmodiidae. Bases 1 to 4344 code for a protein of 1447 amino acids. The transcript is spliced from 8 exons.
AUGGACGAGCCAUUGGGAGAUGAGGACCCUUGCUUGACCACCCAAGGGAGGAAGAAGGACCCACUCACCAAUAGAAACAAAAUUGAAAACCUAAAGGGAAGUAUAGACAACUUACUGAACGAUGGGAAUCCCCUUUCCGACCUGGAGGCUCUAAAGGAAUCUCUAGCCCAGCUGGAGUUAUACUCAGAGCGGAAUAAUGAGGACCUAGACAUCCAUCUCGGAACCACGGAACGGAUCAGCAGUGCUUACAAUGACAGAACAUGCGCGCAGCUAAGGAGGGAACUCCUUAAGCAGAAGAACCUAAACUGGUGCCUGUCUCUGAAGGUCCGAAGCAUACACAUGAAGCUAAACAGCCUCUAUGCCAAAAAGGACCAACUGGAAAGGAGCGUGCAAAAUAGGAUGAGGGAGAUCGAGUUGCAGUUCCUUCCUGGGGGAGGCAACCCAGGAGCUUCGGCGGAUCAGGUGGGGGUGCUACAAAAGGAACGGCCAAGAGUAGACCCCCCAAAUGAGGAUGCCCUAAAUGAAGAGAAAAAAAAAGUGGAGGAAUUAAAGCAAAUGCUAGUAAAACACGAAAGAAGCAUCGAGGUAAGUGAAAUCGAGAAAGUCAAAUCGGAGUUAGAGCUGAAGACCUGUAAGGACAAGUUAAAAGAGCAAAUUGAAAGGAAUGAAAGCUUAUACAGAAAGAUAAAAAUCUACGAAGCAAACUUGCAGAGAGUAAAAAAGGAGGGAGAAAAACAUUUGGACGAACUGGAUGAGCUUAGAGUGCAGCUGCAAAAGUGUCGAGGUGUAAAAAGCCAAGUGGAGGAGAGGAAUAAACUGUUGCAGGAGGAGAAGGUCAAAUUGGUGCAAGCGAAUAAUGAGUUGAAGAUAAGGCUUCAACGUGUGCAGACGUGUUUAAGCGACUCCAGACAUAAGGAGCGAGCCUUCGCCAGCUGCUCGCGGAAGAUAAUGGGUGUCGUUGCGUUUCUGCGGGAAAGCGACACGGGGGGAGGAUUCGCUCAUGGGAAGUAUGGCGGCGCGAUGAGCGACACGUUGGUCGAUCCGUUGGUCGAUCCGUUAGUCAAUCCGUUAGUCAAUCCGUUGGGCGAUCCGUUAGGCGAUACGUUGGGCGAUACGUUGGGCGAUCCGUUGGGCCAUACCACAACCUUUGCGCAGACGGAGCUGCAGCUGGACGCCAUUUGGGCCUCCAUCCGGGUCUUGGUCGGGGUGAAGCGGGAAUUUGAGGGUCAAAGAGACGAACUGGAGCGAGCACGAGCCGAGGCGCACGCCGCGAAGAGGGAGCUCGAAAGGAAGCGGUGGAGCUACGAGGAAGUUAAGCAACAAAUGGAUCAGCUGCAAACGAGGCAACAACGGAAUGAGGAAGAAGUUACUACCGCGAAGGAGAAGGACGAAAGGACCAUUAUGCAAUUAAGACAGACAUUACGGGAGGAAGUUAAGCAGACGAACGAGUAUAAAAAUAGAAAUGAAUACAAUCUGAUGCGGAUAAGAAGACUGAAGAGGAGAGAAAACAAAAUCUUGUUUCAAAUGAAUCAGUUAAGAAGAUAUGUACAGGAGAAUAAGUCAAACUUGGAACAAGCAAAUGAACUGAGUAGCAAUCAAAUUAGACACAUCAAGAAGAGGAACAAACAACUCAUUACAAACCUGGAUGAUAUAAAGGUACAGUUACAAAAGUCUUUAGGUCACCUCAACACAGUCAAUAAAAAUAUGAAAGUGGUAGAAAGAGAGAAGGAGAAGCUCACACACCAGAUGCACAUCCUGCAGUCUCAAAAUGGAGAAUUAGUUAAAGAAUUGCAGACAGGUAGGAAAAAAAACGAAGCAAUGAAAAUGAGAAUAUAUACAAUGAAUAGCAGAAUAGGGAAGAUAAAAGAAAAAAUGAGAAGCGCAAAUAUGAGACUCAUCAAAAUAGCGAAACAUCAUAGCAAGCGUAAUAGAAGUUACAGAGAGGAACUGUGUCGAAAGAAUGGAUACCUAGAAGAGGUGCAAAUGAAGGUGAAGAAACUACAGGAAGAAUUAAAGGAGAAGGAAAAAACGAUACAGAGAAAUGAUGAAUGUCUACACAAACUGGAAGAAGCAAUUAAACGGUACGAACAGGAGAAGGAUAACCUAAGUGAAGAAAUAAAAAAAAAAAAUCUAUUAAUAGCAAGUAAAGAGGAAAAAAUAGAUAAGAUGAGCAAUAUAGAGAGCGAUCUGCUAAAGGAAGGAAAAGAGAAGCAACUGAAACUGAUCCAAAGGAACAAAGAAAUAGAGAGUAACCUCCUCCAAUUGAAACAAAUGAAAGUAGAAAAUGUGAAGCUAAAUGAUAUGAUUGGUAAAGUAAAGAAAGAACUGAUUAACUCAGAGCUGAGAUGCAAAAUGGCCUACAGAGAUCUGGACAAAUUGAAGAAGGAAAAAAAAAAAAUAAUCACAGGGUUACAGAAUGACCUGAAGGAGAAGGAAAAAUGCCUCCAGAUGACAGAUCAGCGAGUCGAACUUCUCAGACGCGAAAGGAAUGAUUGCCAGUUUAGCAUCCAACACGAAUUGAAGCUACUGCAAAAUCAGGUGGCAGAGCUAACGGCAGAAAAGGAAACGUAUCGGGGAAAAGUCGACCAACUGAACAAUGAGCUGCAACAGUCUCAACAACGACUAAAAGAACAAAUCGCAAUCAAUGAGGAGAGUAAAAAACAAAACGAAGGUCUCUCCAACCAGGUGGAUGAAUGGCAGAAGAGGAUAGACAAGCAGGAUGAAGAAAUGAAGACGCUUCGAAAGAAACAAGAGACUUCUGAACGGAAAAAAAUGGAGGAGUACAAGAAUAAUGAAGAAACACUGAAGAAACAAUUUGAAGAAGAAAAACAAAACAUGAAGCGCCAGUUUGAGGCACUAAUGAAGACAGAGAAGGAAGCCCAGCAGGAACAAAUAAAACAGAUGAUGAUCCAGAAGGAGAAAGAAAUGGAGCAGUUGUUCAAAGAGACCAAAGCGGAGAAAGAGCGAUGCCAAAGAGAUGUAGAAUCCAUGACGGAAAGACACAAACGAGUGGUAAUACAAAUGAAGGAAGAAACUCAGAAGGAAAUUAACCAAAUGAAAGAUAUUUGUGAACAGAGCCGGAAAGCACAGCUGCUCGAAAUGGAGAAGGAAAAGAACCUGCAGAGUAAAAUCGAUGAAUGCACUUCCCUCCUGAAGGAGAAGGACGAAGAAUUUCGGUUAGCCAUUCGAGAAUACGACCAGAAGCUGCAAGCUCAAAAUAGGGAAAUGGAAACCUUGGUGAACGAAUGCGAGCAGAAACUCAGGGAGGCACGGACGGCCAGGCGGGCCGGCACCAGUACCAGCGGCAGCGCAGAGGAGAAGGGAAAGGUGGAAAAGCUGGAAAAGAUGGACAACUGCGUGAAGGGAGGAGAUGAGGAGGUCUCCAACAGAGCCACUGCCUCCAUUGCGCAGCUACAAGAAAGCCUUCGGGGAAGCGAAACGAAGAUCUCCCAACUGGAGAAAGAGCUUCUAGACUCGAGACGAGAGUUGGCCGAGUUGUCUCAGAAGAACCGCGAUCUGGCCAAUAGAAAAGCGGAGGCAGACAUACAAGUUGCCAAUCUGGUGGCGGAAAAUGAGAGACUGAAGGAGGAGAGGCCGGAUACCUCCCUCGCGAUGAAGGAAGAAACCUUGCCAGUGGUAGAAAAAAAAAAGAAAAAAAAGCAUAAGAAAGACACCUCCAGGAAGGGGCACCAUGAAAAGGAGCAGAAUUACGAUGAGGGGGGCCAAAUCAACGAGGGAAGUAACACGAAGGAGGAGAUGGAAGAGACCGAGGAGAGGAAGAAGACUUCUGAUAAGAAGAACAAAACCUCGUCGAGGAGGAAAGAAGGAAAAGGCAGAACUGGUUUGGAGAAUGGGGAUGAUAAGGACGAUGGAAACCAUCACGACGAUGACGACACACGUGAAGAGACCGAGGAAGGGGACACACUCUUCGACGCAGACUCACACAAGCUACCCCUCAGUCACGUCUCAACAUACGAAAAAAACUGCUAUGUAUUCCUCAAAGGAAUAAACGUGAAACUGGACGAAAUUGUAGACAAACUCAAAGCCAAGGAAGAUCCCCUGCUGAUAAAUGACGCGCUAAACAAGAUCAAUGUGGCCAUCUCGGCGUGGAAUCUGUUUGCUGACCCGAACGCGGAAACUGCGGAGGAGCCGGAUGAAGGGUUCGCACCGGAUGAAGAAGUCCUGUCGCAUGAGGAGCCCCUAUCGGAUGGUGAAGCCGCACAGGGUGACGAGGGAGAAACGACCGAUGCAGACAUAGAUGGGGGGGACUUCUCCGACGAGCGGUACCAAGCUCUCAAGAGGGAAGUCUCCGAAAAGGUGGAGCUCAUUCACCAGAUGGUGUGA